AUGGUUUCCGCCAACUCCCUCUUCACAGCCCUCAUGGGCCUGGCCAUGGCCAACCUCGCCACCGCCUCCCUCAGCAACCCCAGCUCCCAGGCCCAGGCUCUCCAGGCCCGCGCCGACAAGUUCAGCGCCCGCAGCGUCAUGUACCGCCGCGGCGAGGACGGCGCCCUCCUCCGCCGCAAGAUCGCCCAGCGCUCGCUGGAGCCCCGCCGGUGCCUCCACAGCUGCUGGAGGAAGGACAAGAAGGACAAGGAGAAGAAGAGCAAGAAGUCUAAGAAGAUCAGCAAGAAGAUCAAGGCUAAGAAGGCUGGCAAGAAGGAGAAGAAAGAAAAGAAGGAGAAGAAGCACAAGAAAGAGAAGAAGGAGAAGAAGCACAAGAAGGAGAAGGAAGAGAAGGAGGAGGAGGACAGCGAGUAG
Messenger RNA from Clonostachys solani, 414 nucleotides. The record is from the annotation of a GenBank genome assembly. Lineage: Eukaryota; Fungi; Ascomycota; Sordariomycetes; Hypocreales; Bionectriaceae.